Molecule: messenger RNA, 1593 nt
Organism: Fusarium sp. VM40
Lineage: Eukaryota; Fungi; Ascomycota; Sordariomycetes; Hypocreales; Nectriaceae
Source: the annotation of a GenBank genome assembly
AUGGCUCUCCCCGUACCUGAAGGAAUUGUCUGGUUCGAUCGAGGCAUCCUCAAAAACGAGGUUGCCGAUCUCAACGAUCCCAAGCAGUUUCCGCAGUUUGCGCUUGUGGAGGUGGUGACCAAUCGUACCUAUGACGAAGGUUACAAAGGUUAUAAUGACCCUUCGAUCCCAUACGAAAGCCACCCGAGGGCCAGCAAGCAGGCUGUCUCUUUUGACGCUACCAAGUACGUACGAUGGCACAAAUUCACGUGCAUGGUGGGACCUACUGCCAAAGAUAUCAAAAGACAGAUUCAGUGGAGUGCAACAGGAGAUGCCCGAGACUUUGAACGACGCACUAAGAAGACCAAGGUGGCAUAUCUCCCCAUUCCCAUGCCGACAGUUGAGGAGCGCUUCUUGUGGAUCGAUCUUGUUUUCCCCGUGCGUGCUAUCUACCUGCCUCUCAGCCAUGUGGCCGACCAGCGAAUGAAGCGUUUCGCCUCAUACAUCCAACUCAACUUGCGUCUCUACGAUAGCCUGUCCCUCAAGACGUACAGGGCGCACGACAUGCCGAUUGAAAAGCUUGCCAGUAACGUAGGCAAGAAGGUCGGAGACCUCCUGGGUAAUACAGCUGGAGCUGUCUUGGGGAAGGUCGGGAAGGAUGUUGGGCACGUCGCCCAGGAUGUCGUGGAUGGACAAUUCAUUCCAGGUGCGGAGGAACCCGUUCAAGAGCCGAACCUACAUGACGAGCUCAUGAUGGCUCUCGGCGGGGAUAUUGCAUCUUACAAGACGGGUCAGCUUCUUAUCAAGCCUGAUCGCACCACUGGACUCAAUUGGCGACCUCAGUGGACCAUGCGCAUCGAUGCCAGAGCGUUGACCGAGAUGCUCAUGAUACCCUCAUAUAUGCGCUACAGGAUCUAUGCCAGUCCUUUUCGCUACGCCAAAUUGUUCCACGCCAGCGCCGUCGACAACAAGAGCGCACAGACAAUCAGCGAGAAGACCAUGGACCCGUGGGUAGGCAUCGACUACGCCAAUGUUGUCACCAACCACGGCGGCAUUGUUGUCGACUACAAGGCCACAGGGAUCCCACAGAGCUCUAUCGAACAAAUCCUACUGGGUGUAUUAACGGCUCAUGCCAGUGCGCUCCCUGUUGCGGGCACAGUUCUGUCCCUGGGACUGGGCUACCUGGCAGAAUAUCUCGACGAUCCAGACGCCAUGCUAACGAAUCAUAGUCUGGCAAAGAAAGGUACUGAGAUUGGUCUGGCGUUCGCGCAGGGUGCGUGGAGCGUCAAGAAAUACUAUGCUAGUGGCAAUGUCCCCCAUGUGUCGCUCCCUCGUCGCGGGCCAAGGCGAGCCUACGCUGAAGAAGAUGAGAAAAAGUCUGUCUAUGUUGGCCCAGAUGGAGAGAAUGGAGAGAAUGGAAAGAAUGGAGAGAAGAACAAUGGUACUGGGGGAGAAAACAAGGAUGCUCAGGUCGACACUGGAUCAGAGUUAUCUAAUGCCUGGGUGGAUCCGCAGAGGAACGUCGACAUGGAGGAUGAUGAUGAUAUGGUUAACAGUAGCUGGACAUCUCUCAGCUAUGCCCCCGUUAUCGUCGAGGCAGCCAAAGGGAACUAA